This is a messenger RNA of Plasmodium inui San Antonio 1, 1743 nucleotides long. Its product is annotated as aspartyl-tRNA synthetase. Gene Ontology annotation, biological process: aspartyl-tRNA aminoacylation. Gene Ontology annotation, cellular component: aminoacyl-tRNA synthetase multienzyme complex; cytoplasm; cytosol. Gene Ontology annotation, molecular function: ATP binding; aspartate-tRNA ligase activity; RNA binding. NCBI's taxonomy places the organism in Eukaryota, Apicomplexa, Aconoidasida, Haemosporida, Plasmodiidae. Bases 1 to 1743 code for a protein of 580 amino acids. The transcript has a single exon. The record is from RefSeq and is a predicted model, not a curated record.
AUGGGAGGGGAAAACGAACAAGUGAAAGAGGAGAGGGACAACCACGUGGGGAACGCAGCUGACGAAGUGAGUGAUAAGAAAAAGGAGAAAAAAGCGAAGAAGUUAGCAGAGAAAGAGAAGAAGCUAGCCAAGAAGGCAGAAAGGGAAAACCUAAAAAAUGAAGCCACGAAAGUUUUGGAGCACGUUUGUGAAGACAUAAAAAAGGAAAACUAUGGAUUUGUUAAAGUUAGCAAAAUGAAGGAAAAUAAAAACGACAUAAGGUUGUUCAAUUUGGAAGAAAUAUACCACACGGUGAUGAAGGUAGGAGGAAGUGAAACAUUCGAUAGUGGAAAGCGAGAAGACACAGCUAACCACUCUGUACUAGUUGCUUCAGGUGGAGAGGACUUACUCCAGAGUGAUAUCUGGGUUAGAGGAAGAAUCCAUGAUAUGAGGAGCAAAGGCUCGUUAGCCUUCAUCAUUUUGAGGCACAAACUGUACUCCAUGCAGUGUAUAUUAGACAUAAAACAUAACGACAAUGACAAGAACAUGAUGAAAUGGGUAAGUAACCUUCCACUGGAGUCCAUCGUAGACAUAAAUGGGAAGCUUAGCAAGCCGGAAAUACCAAUCGAUAGCACCAAUAUAAAGUACGAAGUACACAUAAAGAAGAUAUUUUGCAUAAGCAAGACAUCAAAGGAGUUUCCUUUUCUGUUAAAGGAUGCAAAUAUGAAAGAAACAAAUGAGGAAGGAAGCAUUAAGGUCAAUCAGGACAAUAGACUAAACAACAGAUGUAUCGACUUAAGGACCUAUGCCAACUACAGCAUCUUCUGUCUGCAGUCACAGAUCUGUACGAUUUUUAAGAACUUUUUGCUACAAAAUAAUUUCAUCGAAAUACAUACCCCGAAAUUGCUCGGAGAAAGCAGCGAAGGAGGAGCCAAUGCUUUUCAGAUUAACUACUUUAACCAGAAGGGCUUCCUAGCACAGUCCCCCCAAUUGUACAAGCAGAUGUGUAUUAACGCCGGAUUUGAUCGGGUAUUCGAAGUGGCCCCCGUUUUUCGAGCCGAAAAUAGCAACACGUAUAGACACCUCUGUGAGUAUGUCUCCCUAGACAUAGAGAUGACCUACAAGUAUGACUUUAUGGAGAAUGUCUUCUUCUACGAUUCAUUGUUCAAACAUAUUUUCACCGAGUUGACAAAAGGGGAAAGGAGCGAAAUGCAUAUUAAGACUGUAAAGGGGCAGUACCCAUGUGAAGAUUUCAAAUGGCUAGAGGUGACUCCAAUUUUUACUUACGAAGAGGCCAUCAAAAUGCUAAUACAACAUCAUAAACUUCAGUUAAAAGAGGAAGAAAUUCUAUCCUAUGAUAUGUCUACCGACAUGGAGAAGGAAUUGGGCAAACUUGUUAAGGCCUCUCACCACACGGAUUACUACAUCAUUAUUAAUUUCCCCUCAGCGCUGAGACCCUUUUAUACUAUGUACAAGGAAGACGAGCCCGCCAUCUCCAACUCGUAUGAUUUCUUUAUGAGGGGAGAGGAGAUUUUGUCUGGGUCCCAACGGAUUAGCGAUGUGAAUUUGUUGCUCGACAAUAUCAAGAGGUUUAAUUUGGACGCGAACAAACUGAACUUCUAUAUCGACUCGUUUGCCUACUCGUCGUACCCCCACUCGGGCUGCGGCAUUGGCCUCGAGCGCGUCCUCAUGCUUUUCCUGGGCCUCAACAACAUCCGCAAGACGUCGCUCUUCCCGCGGGACCCGAAGCGGCUCAUCCCGUGA